AAUAGGAACCCGGCCGGGAAGGACGGUUGUUAUUCCACUUCGGUACGCCCCAUUGACGCCCAGCACAACAACCGAUCCGAACAGCAGAAUGAAGUUCAUGCCGGUUGUCUUGUUGGUGGUCUUGGGCAGCCUGGCCCUGCUGGCACUGGGCCAACAGGCGCCGGCCGCGGCAGCACCAGGAUCUGGACGCUGGAAGCCGGCGGGGCAAGCGAGCGAACCCGUCCUCUCGCCGGAACAGCGCCUGGUCGAGCGGAACAACGAGGCCCUUAAGUCAGCGAUUGGGCGGGCCUUCCCGGCCGACACGGCGGCCGAGUAUCAGCCGCUGGUGUUGGAGCUGUAUGUCCGGUGCCAGGCCGACCUGGACGGGUGCGCCGAACUGCUGUGGGCGACCGGAUUGCAGCGCGAGUAUCGCCUGUGCGCCACGACCCAACGCCAGAUCUGCGCCCAGCAAAUCCAAGAACUGCAGGCGGAACUGGCGGCCAUUACCGAAGCGGCCAACCAGCCCCCGGUCGAGCUGUCGCCGGAGGAGGAAGCCAUCCUCGCGCUGUUGGGCCAGUGAGGGAAGGAUGCGUCGCUGAGUGUUGCUUACUAGCCCACUCCCCUUAAAUGUUGGAUAUGUGAUUUGAACGAAUUAAGGCUUGGUUUUAAUAAUAAAAAAGAAGAAGAAAACAAAAGGAUAAUGCGGUAUCCAUUUCACCGAAGGAUAA
Anopheles aquasalis is the source of this 707-nucleotide messenger RNA. RefSeq lists its product as uncharacterized. NCBI's taxonomy places the organism in Eukaryota, Metazoa, Arthropoda, Insecta, Diptera, Culicidae. The record is from RefSeq and is a predicted model, not a curated record.